This is a messenger RNA of Ichthyophthirius multifiliis, 421 nucleotides long. RefSeq lists its product as hypothetical. The record is from RefSeq and is a predicted model, not a curated record. The transcript has 2 exons. Lineage: Eukaryota; Ciliophora; Oligohymenophorea; Hymenostomatida.
CUAGAAUUAUCUUUUAAAAUUGGCUAUAGUAUUUAAAAUUCUUUAAUUUUGAUUCCACAUGAUGAAAUUCAUAAGGAAGUUAUUUUAAAAGAAAAUACUAAAAUGUUUUAUUUUUAUGUAAAUUUAAAUGAUGAUUAUAUUAUUUCAGUAAAUCUUAAUGAAGGAAAUAUUACUGGUAGUUUAGAAUUAGGAAAUAAAAAAAUCUUAUUUAAGAAUAAAAGUAUUCUAUAAUUAAAUUAAUUAGACAUUAAAUAAGCUUGUUCAAAUAUUUUUAAAGAAUGUUUUGCAUUUUUAUAAAUUUAAGGAAUUUCUUAAACAAAUGAAGUUUUAAUAUUUAUUUAAAAUAGUCAAUAAAAAAUUUAACUGAUACCAGGAACUCCACAUAUAUAAAAUUAUCCAAAAAACAAAUCUGAAUAUCAAU